Messenger RNA from Pogona vitticeps (central bearded dragon), 3166 nucleotides. The record is from RefSeq and is a predicted model, not a curated record. Lineage: Eukaryota; Metazoa; Chordata; Lepidosauria; Squamata; Agamidae.
AUGGCUGGGACCUCAGCCGCCAAAAGGUCAGCUUCCCUCGGGGUGUUCCUCGCUGCCUUCGCCGCCUGCCUCUCAGCCACCAGCAGCGAAGUAAAUCUGUUGGACACUUCCACCAUCAUCGGGGACUGGGGGUGGCUCACUUAUCCUUCACAUGGGUGGGACUCCAUCAAUGAAAUGGACGAAUUCUUCAACCCCAUCCACACGUACCAAGUAUGCAAUGUCAUGUCCCCGAACCAGAACAACUGGUUGAGAACUAGUUGGAUACAGAGGCAAGGGGCGCACCGAGUUUACGCCGAGAUCCGAUUCACCCUCCGGGAUUGCAACAGCAUGCCAGGAGUGCUGGGCACCUGUAAGGAAACAUUCAACCUCUACUACCUUCAAUCGGAUCGGGACCUGGGCAGCACCACCCGGGAGAGCCAGUUUGUGAAGAUUGACACCAUCGCUGCCGACGAGAGCUUCACCAACGUGGACCUGGGCGUCCGGAGGCUCAAACUCAACACGGAGGUGCGCGGCGUGGGGCCGUUGACCAAACGGGGGUUCUACCUGGCCUUCCAGGACAUCGGGGCCUGCAUUGCCAUCGUCUCUCUCCGCGUCUACUACAAGAAAUGCCCAGCCAUGGUGAGGAACUUGGCCUCUUUCUCCGAGGCCGUCACUGGAGCAGAUUCUUCAUCCCUUGUGGAGGUGCGGGGAGAGUGUGUGGGGCACUCGGAGGAGAGAGACACCCCCAAAAUGUACUGCAGCGCAGAAGGGGAAUGGCUGGUGCCCAUUGGGAAAUGCGUCUGCAGCGCGGGCUACGAGGAGCAAAGAGACUCAUGCCAAGCUUGUCAAUUGGGAUACUACAAGUCUUCCCCUGGGGAUCAGCUGUGUGCCAAGUGCCCUCUACACAGCUCUUCUGAAACCCAGGCUGCCCAGGUGUGUCGCUGUGAGAACGGCUUUUACCGUGCCCCCCAGGACCGCCCAUCAGCAGCCUGCACACGUCCUCCUUCAGCUCCCAUGAACUUGCUGUCCAGUGUGAACGGUACAUCGGUCACUCUGGAAUGGGCCCCUCCCUUGGACAAAGGAGGCCGGAGUGACAUCCUCUACAACGUGAUUUGCCACCGCUGUGCGUGGGACUCGGGCCAGUGUGAGGUCUGUGGUGCCGGGAUCCGCUUUAUGCCCCAGCAGAUGAACCUGGCCCAGGGCUCUCUGGCAGUUGCCAAUCUCCUGGCCCACACCAACUACUCCUUCUUUGUAGAGGCCAUGAAUGGGGUCUCCGACCUUAGCCUCCAGCCACCAAGAUUUGCUACUGUCAACAUCACCACGAACCAGGCAGCUCCAUCACAAGUGCUGGGCGUCCGCCAGGAGAAUGUGGGUCAAAACAGCAUCACUCUGCUGUGGCAGGAACCCGACCAACCAAAUGGCAUUAUUCUGGAGUAUGAAAUCAAGUACUAUGAGAAGGACAAAGAGAUGCAGAGCUAUUCCACCCUGAAGUCAAAAGGCAACAGCACAACCAUCUCUGGUCUGAAACCUGCGACCCGCUACAUAGGUCCGGUCCGAGCCCGCACCUCAGCCGGCUGCGGCAAGUUCAGCCAGGCGGUGGAAGUGGAGACGACGAAAGCAACUCCCCGAUACGAUACCACUACAGUCAUAUGGAUCUGUCUCACCCUCAUCAGCGGCCUCGUCAGCCUGCUCCUCUUUCUCAUCUGCAAAAAGAGGCAGGUAGAAGGAUCCAAAAACCUUCUUCUUGCUGGUGAAAAUGAUGAGGAAUGUCCUAUCAUUCUCAUUGCUGUUCUUGUGUUGGCGAUAAUUCACACAGCCUGCAUUGAGAAGAGCAAGGAAUUUAGCAACUAUUUCUUCUGUUCCCUGAGGCUAGAUGACCUAAGAAAACCAGACAAGCUGGAGAGCAAGGACUUUGGGAAGGUCAACAUUGUGUCCUGUCCCCAAAGUUACAUCUUCAGUGUGAAGUUUCCAGAGUCUAAGUUCUACGUGGAGCCACACACAUAUGAGGACCCCUGCCAAGCAGUCCAUGAAUUCACACGGGAGAUAGAAGCCUCCAGGAUCAAAAUCGAGAGAGUCAUUGGGUGUGGAGAGUCGGGCGAGGUGUGCUACGGCUGUCUGAAGCUGCCUGGGAAGAGGGAGAUGCCUGUAGCGGUGAAGGCUCUGAAAGCUGGUUACACAGAGAAGCAGCGUCGGGACUUCCUCAGCGAAGCCAGCAUCAUGGCCCAGUUUGACCACCCUAAUGUCAUCCACUUGGAGGGAGUGGUCACCAAAAGCAAAUUAGUCAUGAUUGUGACCGAGUACAUGGAGAACGGCUCGCUGGAUUCUUUUCUCCGGAAACAUGACGGGCAAUUCACCGUUCUUCAACUGGUGGUCAUGUUAAGAGGGAUCAGUGCUGGCAUGCGCUACCUGGCCGACCUGGGCUACGUGCACCGAGAUUUGGCAGCCCGUAACAUCCUGGUCAAUGGCAACUUGGUCUGUAAGGUCUCAGACUUCGGACUGUCGCGAAUCUUGGAGAACAACCCAGAAGCGGCCUACACCACAACGGGCGGAAAGAUCCCCGUUCGUUGGACAGCGCCCGAAGCCAUCACCUACCGAAAGUUCUCCUCGGCUAGUGACGUGUGGAGUUACGGCAUCGUCAUGUGGGAAGUGCUGGCCUAUGGGGAGCGGCCUUACUGGAAUAUGACCAACCGGGAUGUCAUCCAGUCUGUGGAAGAGGGGUAUCGGCUGCCCGCCCCCAUGGGCUGCCCCACUGCUUUGCAUCAGCUCAUGCUGGACUGCUGGCAGAAAGACCGCAACGAGAGGCCACGUUUCUCCCAGAUUGUCAGCAUCCUGGACAAGCUCAUACGCAACCCACAGAACCUUAAGUGUACGGCCAUGGUCAAUAGAUUCACCCAAACUCUUUCGGAACGAAGCUGCAUCGAUUUCGCCAGCUGCACGACCGUGGAAGACUGGCUGGACUCCAUUCGGCUGGGCCGAUACCAUGAGAACUUUGCCCUGGCGGGCUACUCGUCCCUCGGCAUGGUGAUGCGGAUGAACAUUGAUGAUGUACAAAGCCUGGGCAUCAGCUUGGUAGGACACCAGAGGAAAAUCCUGACCAGUAUCCAGAUCAUGAGGUCUCAGCUGCUCAACACCAUGGGCUCCCGAAGACACCUCUGAUGGCCUUUCUGAAUCAGUCCAAGAACCUCCC